Hippocampus comes (tiger tail seahorse) is the source of this 3188-nucleotide messenger RNA. Its product is annotated as aminopeptidase N-like. Gene Ontology annotation, molecular function: metalloaminopeptidase activity; zinc ion binding; peptide binding. The transcript has 24 exons. Gene Ontology annotation, biological process: proteolysis; peptide catabolic process. The record is from RefSeq and is a predicted model, not a curated record. NCBI's taxonomy places the organism in Eukaryota, Metazoa, Chordata, Actinopteri, Syngnathiformes, Syngnathidae. Gene Ontology annotation, cellular component: plasma membrane; cytoplasm. Bases 183 to 3017 code for a protein of 944 amino acids.
AACUCCUGUUAUCACUCCCUCGAGCCAGUGGUGAUCAGCUGCUUAUGUCACUUCUCUGUCCGAAUACCUCAUCCGUUGUCUUGCAAUAGUGAGAGAACCGAAUUAAGAAGGAACAAGGGAGUAAAAUUUGGGGAGUGCUGACACUCGUGUUUGUCAUUUCGGAGUUGAAGCCUUGGAAAGCGAUGGAGAAAAGACGUCGGGUCAGCAAGUUGUGUAUUCUGUGUGUGCUCUUAACCCUUGCCUCGGUUGCGACAAUUGUCACGCUUUGGACUAUUGCCCUGACACGAGGUGAUGAAGGUGAUGAUGUUGCUGCUCCUUGGGACAGGUACCGACUCCCCACUUCACUGAUCCCUCUCUCUUACAACAUUACCCUGUGGCCUCAUCUAAGCCCUGACCCCGACUCUGGUCUCUACCUCUUCACGGGUACUUCUAUUAUGGCGUUUGAGUGUGCAACAGAAACCGAUCUGAUCCUGAUCCACUCUUACAGGCUCAACUACACUUUGCUGCAGAACAAACACAUUGCUCUGCUUCUUGCUUCAGGCGAUGGUUUUGUUCCAAGUAUUACGGCCACCUGGUUGCAGCCAAAGCAACAGUAUCUGGUGGUGCAGCUAAAUGGCGUUUUAACUCAAGGAGAGACAUACCUUCUGUACACCGAGUUCACUGGAGAGCUGGCUGAUGACUUAGCUGGCCUUUACAGAAGUGAAUAUGAGGAGGAUGGAGUCAGAAGGAUUGUCGCUAGCUCUCAAAUGCAUCCAACUCACGCAAGAAAAACCUUUCCUUGUUUUGAUGAACCAGCGAUGAAAGCCGUUUUCAAUAUGACUCUCAUCCACUCUCCUGGAACUACAGCCCUGUCCAAUGGCGAUAAAACAGAUGCAGUCAACACAACUAUUGAUGGCAUCGCUGUGACAAGGACCACAUUUGAGCCAACUAAGAAAAUGUCAACAUAUCUGUUGGCCAUUGUGAUUUCAGACUACACACACCUCACUGAUACACAAGGCGACAUCUUGUUACGCAUCUGGGCUCGGAAGAAGGCCCUGGAGCAAGGACAAGGAAGCUAUGCGCGUAGUGUGACGAGACCCGUAUUGGAAUUUCUUCAAUUCUAUUCCAACAUCUCCUAUCCUCUCAGGAAGUUGGAUCAAAUCGCUCUGCCAGACUUCUAUUAUGGGGCGAUGGAGAAUUGGGGUUUGGUGACAUACAGAGAAAACAAACUGCUCUACAGCCCCUUGACCUCCUCCAGUCGAAAUAAACAGAGCACAGCCACCAUCAUCGCUCAUGAACUAGCGCACAUGUGGUUUGGUAACCUGGUGACCCUGCGGUGGUGGAAUGAGGUGUGGCUCAAUGAGGGCUUUGCUUCUUAUGUGUCUUAUCUGGCAGCUGACUAUUUUCAGCCAACUUGGGGCAUGAAAGAUCAGUUUGUGCUCCAAAAAACCCACAGAGCAUUUGCAGUCGAUGCCUUGACCUCCUCUCAUCCUUUGUCUUCGAAUGAAGACAGUAUUUUACUGCCUGAGCAGAUCAGUCAGCAGUUUGAUACCAUCUCAUACAGCAAGGGUGCAGCAGUUUUGAGAAUGUUGUCUGGUUUCCUGUCAGAGCCUGUCUUUGUCCAAGGACUCAAUAAAUAUUUGAACCACUUUGCCUACAGUAACACAAUAGGAAAUGACCUCUGGGACAAUUUACAAACGGCUGUGGAAGCCAACAAUCUGUAUCUUCCUCAUCGAGUUCAUGACAUCAUGAAUCGUUGGGUGCUCCAGAUGGGCUUCCCUGUCGUUAUUAUAGAUACUGCCACGGGAAAAGUGACUCAGAAGCAUUUUUUGCUGGAUGCUGAGUCCAAAGUCUCAGUGGAAUCACCAUAUAACUACGAGUGGCUGAUUCCAAUUCAAUGGAUGAAGUCUGGCGAAGUCCAAAGACCUGUCUGGUGGCUGAUGAAAAAAACAGAUGUAAACUUGGAGAUGAGGAGUGGCGGCUUGUGGAUUCUUGCUAAUAUCAACGUCACAGGUUAUUAUCGGGUAAAUUAUGAUCCAGGAAACUGGGAAAGACUUCUGGCUCAGCUUAUCAGAGAUCAUCAGGUUAUACCGCUAACAAACAGAGCCCAGCUUGUGGAUGAUGCCUUCAAUCUGGCCAGAGCUCAGCUCGUCUCUGCCUCGCUUGCUCUGAGAACCACAUCUUAUUUAUAUGCUGAGACUGAGUACAUUCCUUGGCAGACCGCUUUGAAUAACUUUCAGUAUUAUUCCCUUAUGUUGGACCAAACUGAGGUCUAUCAUCCUAUGCAGGAGUACAUGAAGAAGUUAGUCACCCCUCUUUACCUGUAUUUUAAAAACAUGACAUCAGACUGGAUCCAGAUUCCACAGAGACACACAGACCAGUACAAUCAGGUGAAUGCCAUCCAAAUGGCCUGCAGGACUGGAAUAACACAUUGCCAAAAGUUGACCAGCACCUGGUUCAAGCAAUGGAUGGACAACCCUCACCAUAACUUAAUCCAUCCACACCUGCGGGAUGCAGUAUACUGCAGCGCCAUAGCGUCUGGUAACAAGGAAGAGUGGGAGUUUGGCUGGGCCCAGUUCAAGAACACGUCUGUCGCCAGCGAGGCAAAUCAGCUCAUGUCUGCCCUUGCCUGUACCGGCAACACACAAUUGCUGAAGAGGUAUCUCUCGUACACCUUAGAGCCAUCUAUGAUACGCAGGCAGGACGCCGCUUUCGUAAUUGGGGCUGUGGCCAGCAACAGUUUGGGUCAGGAAUUAGCAUGGAACUUUGUUAGGCUACAAUGGGACUACAUGUUCACUCAAUAUGGUAUGGGCUCCUUCAAUUUUGCCUCGAUAAUUGAUGAAGUCACAGCAAGGUUUUCCACACCUGCCCACUUACAACAGCUGGAGGAUUUUGUGAGCGAGCACCAUGCUACUGGCUUUGGUUCAGCAACUCUGGCAGUGGAACAGGCCCUGGAGAGGACAAGAGCCAAUAUCAAAUGGCUACAGCAGAACAAACAGGAGAUCUUAGACUGGUUCACCAGCCAGACAGACCAGUGAAGUAUCAGAAAGUAAAUGUUCGUCACUUGCUUGUUAAAAAAAUACUUCUGGGGCUGAGGAGGGAAAUUAAAGUCUGGGAUGGAAUAUUACAAGGUAACAUAUAGUCAAUAUAAAAAGUGUACGCCUUUGUUUAAAUGACCAAAAUAAAUAAUUGAACAAUAUUUUUUCCAC